This is a messenger RNA of Pseudopodoces humilis (Tibetan ground-tit), 1180 nucleotides long. The record is from RefSeq and is a predicted model, not a curated record. NCBI's taxonomy places the organism in Eukaryota, Metazoa, Chordata, Aves, Passeriformes, Paridae.
GGCCGCUCCCCGCGGGAAUGGGGGCGCGGCCGAUGGGGUGGGGCGCGGAGAGCGGAGGGGUUGGCGCCGAAGGUUUUUGGGGUGGCGGCGUUGUCCCAGGAUUUUGGGAUUCUGAAAGGUUUUGGAGGCGUGGGGUUGUCCCAAAAGGUUUUGGGUUCCUGGCAUUGUCACCAAGAGUUUUGGGGUCACGGCGUUGUCCCAAAAGGUUUUGGGAUUCCGAGAGGUUUUGGAGUCGUGGCAUUGUCCUAAAAAGUGUUGGGGUUCCAAAAGGUUUUGGGGUCCUGGUGUUGUCCCAAAAGGUUUUGGGAUUCCAAGAAGUUUUGGAGUCACGGGGUUGUCCCAAAAAGUUUUGGGAUUCCAAAAGGUUUUGGGGUCCUGGCAUUGUCACCAAGAAUUUUGGGGUCGUGACAUUGUCCCAGAAGGUUUUGGAGCCGUGGGGUUGUCCCAAAAGGUUUUGGGAUUCCAGGAAGUUUUGGAGCCCAAGUUUUGGGGUCCCAGCAUUGUCCCAAAAGGUUUUGGGAUUCCAAGAGGUUUUGGGGUCUUGGCAUUGUCCCAAAAGGUUUUGGGAUUCCGAAAGGUUUUGGAGCCAUGGUGUUGUCCCAAAAAGUUUUGGGAUUCCAAGAGGUUUUUGGAGUCGUGGCAUUGUCCUAAAAAGUGUUGGGGUUCCAAAAAGUUUUGGGGUCCUGGCAUUGUCCCAAAAAGUUUUGGGAUCCCAAAAGGUUUUGGGGUCCUGGCAUUGUCCCAAAAGGUUUUGGGAUUCCAAGAAGUUUUGGAGUCGUGGCAUUGUCACCAAGAGUUUUGGGGUCGUGACGUUGUCCCAAAAGGUUUUGGGGUCCUGGUGUUCUCCCAAAAAAGUUUUGGGAUUCCAAAAGGUUUUGGGGUCGUGGCAUUGUCCCAAAAAUUUCUGGGAUCCCAAAAAGUGUUGGGGUCUUGGUGUUGUCCCCAAAAGAAGUCCCAAUGUUGUCCCAAAAAGUUUUGGGGUCGUGGUGUUGUCCCCAAGGAUGGAGGGGACACAGAGAGGGGGACAGAGCCACCCCCCCACACCGGGAUUUCGGGAUUUGGGAUUUGAGGAUUUUGGGAUUUCAGGAUUUUGGGAUUCCAGGACGACUCCCGGCCGACGGAAUCCUCGCUCCGCCAUAUAAACUCAUUAAUUAACGCCAAUUAAAGACAUUUCCUACAA